This is a messenger RNA of Perca fluviatilis (European perch), 1152 nucleotides long. It is a transcript of the gene bnip4, whose product is annotated as BCL2 interacting protein 4. The record is from RefSeq and is a predicted model, not a curated record. Bases 135 to 710 code for a protein of 191 amino acids. Gene Ontology annotation, biological process: positive regulation of apoptotic process; mitochondrial outer membrane permeabilization. The transcript is spliced from 6 exons. NCBI's taxonomy places the organism in Eukaryota, Metazoa, Chordata, Actinopteri, Perciformes, Percidae. Gene Ontology annotation, cellular component: nucleus; mitochondrial envelope; mitochondrial outer membrane.
UAAACACAAUAUUGCGUCACUGUUAUUGUCGUAGCUUGAGCUUCAGCUGCUUUGAGAUAUUUCGCCACCAUUUCGCUUAUAUUUAGGCCUCUAUAACUGCGUUAACGAGUAGACCCGCACAUUAUACCAGUACAAUGUCGCUCCAAAAGGACAUUUCAUCGGACGAGAGUUUGCAAGGUUCCUGGGUUGAGCUGCAUUUUAGUGGUACUGGCUCUCAAAGUACCAGUCACCACGGAAGCCAGGAGCAAAUCCCCACGUCUAUUCAGGAGGGUGACGUGGAGAAAAUGCUACUAGAUGCACAGCACGAGUCGGGCAAAAACAGCUCCAAAGGAAGCUCUCAAUGCAACAGCCCACUUAGAGCCCAGACCCCCCUUCUUCUGUGGAGAGGCUCAGAGGCAAACAGCUCACAGUCAGAUGAAGACUUCCAAGAAAGAAGGCGGGAAGUAGAGAACAUGAUGAAGAAAAAUGCUGACUGGAUCUGGGACUGGUCUAGUCGACCUGAGAACAAUCCACCAAAGGAGUUCCUGCUGAAGUACCCUAAGCGCUCAACCUCUCUCAGCAUUAGGAACACCAGCGUCAUGAAGAAGGGUGGUGUUCUCUCUGCUGACUUCCUGAAGCUUUUCCUUCCUUCAUUAAUCAUUUCUCACAUACUCGCUGUUGGCAUAGGGAUAUAUAUUGGGAAGCGUCUAACUUCCCACAACACCUACUAAGUAGGAUGGUGGUGUGUUGCGACACCUUCUUGGCAUGCCUUAAAAUGGGACCUUCUGAUGACAUAGAGAGAUGUGGCCAUGUGACACGGUCCAAUUUGAUUGAGUGCCCCACUUAGCUCACACCAGCGUAGAGUUAAGGAUCUGUUAUUGCUCUUUCAUGGUGUUAACUCCUGAACACAACAGUGACCAGUCCUAUGCUCCUUGCUGUAGUCUUUAUCCUGGCCUCAAGAUGACUGUUUUGCUGCUUCCUGCUCCUUAAAUCUGCACGUUAGGGAACUAAUAUAUAUAAAUUGAUGUUUUUUUUUUGUCCAAGGGAUCAUUAGCCUAGUGUUAACUUGAUUGCUUCCAUUACUGAUUGCUGUAUAUUGUGAUUAUAAGAAAACAUUAAGCACUGACAUGGUCCAUUUUGUUCAUCCUACACAAAAUAAAAGUUGGAAAUAUA